AUGUCCCAUCCCUACCUAAUCUCAAAAAUAGCAGACCCCGUCUUCGCCCUCAUAAUCGGCUCAACAUCCGCCGUGCUCAGAAUCCAGCGGGACAUGCGCCAUGAAUCGGCCCAGUCUCAGACCAGUUCGCCACCUGGGAUUACAGCUACUACGGCUCCCGCAAAGACGGAGGAUGUCUCGCUUUCAAAGAUCGCGGAGAUUGGGGCCAGGAGGGUUGGGAGGUGGUGGCGAGGGGAGUUUCAGGGGUUAUAG
This is a messenger RNA of Talaromyces marneffei, 252 nucleotides long. RefSeq lists its product as uncharacterized. Bases 1 to 252 code for a protein of 83 amino acids. Gene Ontology annotation, biological process: protein secretion. Lineage: Eukaryota; Fungi; Ascomycota; Eurotiomycetes; Eurotiales; Trichocomaceae. The transcript is spliced from 2 exons. The record is from RefSeq and is a predicted model, not a curated record.